ACAAUACCGAGUGAAGUGCGCUCUCCGCGCCGCCGAAAGCCUUUCCCGACGUCACGCGUGGCGAGUCGACGAGCGUGGCGUGAUCGACGCGAGCGUGCGCGCGUGCGUGUGUGUGGUGCGGCAGUGCCAGUGUGUUAGUGUGCAGUGCCGUGUGGUGUGCAGUGUCGACUGGUGUGUGGUCUACAGCUUGACGGCGACGUGCUCGUCGGCCUAGUCGUCGGCCUGGUCCUGCCGGGCGACCCCCGGCCGUGCCCGUCGGCCGUGCCCCGCGAGGCACCCCAAGGCCCCAAGACCGCAAGGUCCGGGGUGCCUCAGUAUGUGAGUGAGGCCCCUGUUCGGCCUCCUGGCCUCUAGGCCUGCCACCAGGCCUCUGCCAGGGCCGCCAGGGCCAUGUUGCUGCUGUGGGCGGCGCUGCCGCUCUUGGGGGUGGCCGUCGUGGCCCCCCUGGGCGUGCACGGCGUGCGCGGCUCCCUGCACUGUGCGGAGCGGCGGGACAUUUCGCCUUGCACGUGCAGCCCCAUGAUGCGGUCCACCAUCGUGGUGCAGUGCGAGCGGAUGACGUCCUUCGGCCAGGUGGUGACGGCGCUGCGGGGCCGCUUCCAGCCCGGCGUCAACAUCGACCUGUCCGUCUCCUUCUCCAAGCUCGACGACUUCCACGAGCGCAGCUUUGACGAGCUGGGACUGUCCGUGCUCAAGCUCACGCUCAAGGGGAACAACCUCAGCCAGCUGCCCGAGGGUGCGUUCUCCGGGUUGAACGGCACCAGCUUCCUCAGCCUGGCCGACAACGUGCUGCCCACCAUCCCCACGUCCGUGCUGGCGCAUAUGCCCAAGGUCCGCUCCCUGGACCUCAGCUCCUCCAAGCUCAUCGCCGUCAGAUCGCAGGACUUCAAGGUGCUGACGACCCUGGAGCACCUCAUCCUGGUGGGGAACUCGCUCAGCAUCCUGGAGAAGGACGCCUUCCCCCGGACCCUGAAGCACAUCCACUUGGGCCGGAACCAGAUCAGGCAUCUCAACGGCACUCUCCGGGAGCUGGAGAAGCUGGAGUGGCUGUUCCUCAACGUGAACCAGCUCACGUCGCUGGACGAGCAGCUCCCGGAGAACGGCAUGGCGCAGCUGCAGCUCGUCCUGAUCGCCAACAACCGCCUGGAGCGGCUGCCGGCCGAGCUGCUCAAGUGCCCGCGCCUGGAGACCAUGUACGCCACCAACAACUCCCUCACAAGCCUGCACGGUGUGUUCUCCCGGUCGCGCAAGCUGCAGCUCCUCGACUUGACGCACAACAAGAUCAACUCGCUGGCCGAAGACGAGUUCCUCGAGGCUGAGAACAUCGAGCAGCUCAGCAUGGGCUUCAACGAGAUCGAGUCCCUCAACUCGUCGCUGCUGCGCGUGCGUGCGCUCACGUUCCUCAACCUGACGGCCAACCGCAUGACCGUCUUCAGUCUGCAGGAGAUCCACGGGCUGCAGCGGCUCAAGAUGGUGGACCUGUCGUACAACAGGAUUGCCCGGCUGGGCGGCCGCAUGGAGAACGUGGUGGACUCGGAGACGCGCGUGGAGGAGCUCCGCCUGGAGUACAACGCCCUGGUGUCGCUGGACGGCGCUUUGGGCGGCGUGCAGGGCCUGGAGAGGCUCAACCUGAGCCACAACCUGCUGGAAAGCAUCUCCCCCGACGACCUCAUCGGCCUGGACCAGCUCAUGGCCCUGGACAUCAGCUACAACCGGCUGCACACGCUCGAGGAGACGUCCAAGACGUUCAUGCCCGCCCUGGAGGAGCUGGUGGCGUCGCACAACCUGCUGCAGUCGCUGGAGCGCGACUUCCACGGCCUGCCCGCGCUGUGCCGCGCCGACCUGAGCAACAACAACAUCAGCCGCAUCCACCCGGAGCUGACGACCAAGACACGGUGCAAGGUGCACGGCGUCAACAGCGUGCUGCGCAUUGCCCUUCACAACAACCCGGUGCACUGCGACGAGCAGCUGGCGCGCACCCUCAUCGUGUUCCAGACCAACCUGACGGAGCUGCAGGGCGUGCCGGCCUGCACGCUGGCGCUGCCGCAGCUGGUGCUGGUGUCCGUCGGCACGGUGGGCGGCAUGCCCGCCAUGCCGGCCAUGCCCGUCGGAUCGCUGUCCGUCGGCGCCGUGCCCGUACAGGUGCCGGUGCAACUGCCCGUGCUGCCCGCGCUGUACACCGGCAUGUCCGGCGUCCCCGGCGUCCCCGGUGUGCCCGGCGUGCCCGGCGUCAUGGGUGUGGCCGCGCAGGCGCCGGCCCUGGUGCUGGGUGGCUACCCUCUGGCACCGCUCGCACCGCUGCCUCCGAGUACCACGACGACCACCACAACCACCACAACAACGACUACGACCACCACCCCUCCGCCGCCCCCAUCCACCCCCGAGCCAGCGCCUACUGAGGUUGAAACCGUCGUCGAAACCACCGAGGUGACUUCUACCACCACUACCACAACGACAGCACCGACGCCCGAACCCGAAGUAGCCGCACCAGAGACGAAGCCCGCGCCGCAGCCGGAGCCGAAGCUGCCACCCAAAUCGGACCUGGAACCAGAACGUGGAUCCGAACCGGACUCGCAGCCCGAAGGGCCCGAAGCCCAGCCAGAGACCGUGCCGGUGGUGCCGGUAGUGGUGCCGGGCCAAGAGGAGCGCCUGGCCGUCCAGGCCGUGCAGGCCGUGCCGGUCAAGGAGCUGCCACCCGUCAUCCAGCUGCUGCAGCCCGAAGUGAGUGUGCAGCCGUCCAAGGACUUGCCUCCGCUCGACGACCCGACGUGGACCAUGGUCCUGGCCCGCCCCAUGCCCCCCGUCCCGCCCAUGGCGGCCCCACUCGCCCCGCCCCCACCUCCCCCAGUACCUGCCCCGACCAGCACCGCGCCGCCCCCGCCGCCCCCGCCAGCGCUGCCGAGCCCAGAGACCCCCGAGGAGACCGAGGAACUGCCGGAGCAGCCUCGGAGUCCGCCAGUGGUUGCGGUCGCCGUUGAUGAAGACGCUGCUGUGGUCGCCACCGGCACCGGUCAAGUCGCGGACCUGGUGGCGGACCCCCCGAGCAACGCCGCGCCGCAGGACUCAGCGAGUCCUCCUCCUCCCCCGCCGCCGCCGCCCCUGCUGCAGGGACUGCAGGGACUGCAGGGACUGCAGGGGGAGCCGAUGGCGGCGGACGGGCCACCCCCGGCGUCCGAGCUUCCACCUCUCAUCCUCAUAAAGCUGCUCAACGAAACCAGCCAUCCGAUGUCUGUCUCGAGGCCCGUUGCUGCACCCUUGGAGAAAGACCCCGAGGACUAGCGGCCUUGCCAGCGGCCACUGCGUGCCUGGAGUGCUUAAUGCACCCUACACUGCGUCGUCUACCGUCUGCGCCCCUUGGGAGGCCGUGGGGCCCGGGGGCCGUGGAGCCCGGGGGCCUGGGGGCCUCCCUCUCGCAUUCACAGUAUUCCCUUCCCACCCCACCCCUCCCCACCGCCCGAGUGAUGCUAGCCCACAGGACACACUCCGCUGUGCAUGGUCAACCAGUAACUCUCGUGUAUAAAGUUGGUUUACUUAUGUGUAUGUUCCAUGAUUACCUAUCACAACUUAUGGUAAAAAAUAGUUCACAUAUAUUAAUAUAUACAGUAAUAUUGAGAAAAAAAAAGCAAGAGAAGGCAACGCUCAGCAUAAAUUUUGAAGCUAACGUGUGGUGGUUUUGUGCAUUGUGAUACUCACUCAUGACAGAUGUAUAGUUUGAUUAAUGGAAAUCCUUCAUAUGAUGUACAUAUAUUAAGCAGAAUAACAUGAAAUAACACAUGUGGAAAUGCUACAAUUGUCUUAAGUACAGAUUGACGUUUGUCUGCAACCAAUCACCUGUAACAAUGUAAGAACAUUUCCAUCCAAAUUGUUAAAAAAUUAUGACAUGUAUGAUGCAUACAAUUUUGAACUACGAUGGUUUCUUUCAGAAUUUCUCCAAUGAUACGACAUCCUGGUGAAAAGAAUCCUAGAGAACUUAUCUUAAAUUCACAUUUCUUUGGAUUGAUUAUUCAGUGGUUGCUUCAAGUCUGCAUUGCUUUUAGCCGUUUUGUGUUAUUUAUAUUUUUUUUCUGUCAGGAGAGUGCAUACCACUUUAUAUUCAAGAAGUACAAAAUUUGACUUUUCUUCUGUAAAACCAACAAUGGCUUUAGGUUCUCAUUUAUUUAAAGCUUCUAUUGUGUCACAUAUUAGACUUGUUAAGGUAAUUUAAAUUUUAGUUUAUUAUUAUUGUUAUAAAUAUUAAAUAUGGCGUAAUCAGCAUAAAGUUACUUACCAGUGACUGUUGAGAAGACUUCAUGAAUCUGACUUGAAAUUAUGACUUGAUUUUGUUGUUGUUGUUGUUGUGUUAAAAUUAUUUUGAUACAAAGUAGCUGUUUUUGAAACCUUUCAAGUUUAUCAACUCAUUAUUUAUCUCAUAAACCUGCAGCAACCUCCAAAGACUUCAGAUGUAGCUUAAAUUGCAGAGCCAAUUGUUAACAUUUAUUUGCUUUCACAACAUAGUUUGGAGUAUUCCAUCGCACCAUAUGUUUUCUUUUCUUUACCUUUUCCCCAUAGUUCUAUAUUGUAAGAGCUUACUCUAGAUACAAAGUAGCUUUAAAUAUAUUUGUAAUGUAUGUAAACACGUCCACAUUUUCCUUU
Thrips palmi is the source of this 4632-nucleotide messenger RNA. It is a transcript of the gene ltl, whose product is annotated as leucine-rich repeat extensin-like protein 3. The coding region runs from base 391 to 3279 and encodes 962 amino acids. Gene Ontology annotation, molecular function: protein binding. The transcript has 8 exons. Lineage: Eukaryota; Metazoa; Arthropoda; Insecta; Thysanoptera; Thripidae. The record is from RefSeq and is a predicted model, not a curated record. Gene Ontology annotation, cellular component: extracellular matrix.